Molecule: messenger RNA, 3948 nt
Organism: Rotaria socialis
Lineage: Eukaryota; Metazoa; Rotifera; Eurotatoria; Philodinida; Philodinidae
Source: the annotation of a GenBank genome assembly
AUGGAGACAAAUAGAAAGCAGAUCGUUGGAAAUACGCAUCUAUCUUCGGCAUUGAUUAUUGUUUGUCUUUCGGAUUGGUUUUUAAAAUUAUUUCUCGUAUUAAUUAGAACAGAUUUUUUCAUUAUUAUUUACUAUUUUGCAUAUAUUUUUAAUUUAUGGAAAGCAAAUAAAAUAAUAACAAUAUUUAUUAUGAUUAUUUGUUUAAUUGGAAUACCAAAAUUUAUAUUUUCAGUUCGAAAAAUUUUUCAUAUGAUAAAACAAUUUUUAAAAUCAAUAAUAAAAAAACCAAUUGUUAUUAAUGUACCGGUUUUUAUUUAUUUAUUGGUAAUUAUUUUAAAACUUUGGUUAGUUAUAUUAAAAUUUACUGGUAAGAAAAAUCGAAAACAACUUUCAUCCGAAAUAUUAAACAAAAACAGUUUUCCGAAAGAAAUACAAAACAAUUUGUUUUCGCAUCCUUAUUCUACAUUAAUAACUAUGAUUCUUCUCCUAUUUGGUAUCUAUUCAAUUAUUAAAAAUGAUCGAAUUACUCAAAUGUCAAAGAAAGUUUUUCUCACUGUUGCAAAAAAAAUGAAAAUUUUUGGAAAAUAUUUUUCUAUUACAAUACCAACACCAUUAUCAUUCUUAAUUUUAUUAUUUAUUAAUAUACUAUUUCAAUUAAUCUCCACUAUAAACAUCAAUGUUACAAAUUUAUUUACUAGUCCGUUACUCAUACUCUAUAUUAUUAUAGGUCUAGGAUUAUAUGUAUGUUAUCAAUAUCUUAUGCCAACAUCAAAAUUUGAUUUGAACUUGACAGGUAAUAUUUAUUUAAACGAUGUAUCAAAGUUAAAUGAAACAGAAAUAUAUUCUUUGUUUUAUCCGCGAACAAUCAAUGACAUUGAAUAUUUAAUAUCGAAAGCUAAAUCUCAAGGUAAAACAAUAUCUAUGCGUGGACAAGCUCAUACAAUGGGUGGGCAAACAUUACCAUCACGAAGAAAUAAAAAUAAGAACUAUGUUUGUGAUUUAAAAUAUAUGCAUCAUGUUGAAUAUAAUGGAUCAACACAAGAAGUUUUAGUCGAGGCUGGUGCAACAUGGACUCAAGUUAUUCAUAAACUGAAUUUAUAUGGUCGAUCUCCGGUUAUUAUGCAAAGUUAUUGUACGUUUAGUGUUGCUGGAACAAUAUCAGUUAAUGCACAUGGAAUUACUUCGGAUGAUGCUAUGAUUGAAUCUGUUAUCAGUAUUGAAUAUAUUGAUAUGAAUGGUAAAAGAGGUGAAUGUAGCCGUCAAAAACAAGCAGAAUUAUUUUCAUUACUUAUCGGAGGCUACGGUCUCUUCGGUAUAAUUACUCGAUUAAGAUUAAAAACUGUAGCAAAUGUUAAAACUUCAUUGGAAUAUAUUCGCUUACAAUCCGAUCAAUUUUCUAAAUAUUACGAAGAAUUUCUUCAUGAUUCAACAAUUGAAAUAAAAAUUGCUCGCGUUGAUCUUGUUCGUCCGAACAAUAUUUUAUUGUUUAUAUUUCGUCAAGAAUCAGGAACAUUUGGUACUGUUGCUAAUUUAAGUGACGAAGCAAGAGUCAUGAAUGCACGACAACAUUUGAUUUAUACAUAUGUUGCUCAAUAUAGUGCAUUCGCUCGUUUACGCUUUGCGUUAGAAAAAAUGUUUGCUCGUCCACUUGAUUUAACUUAUUCGAGUGAUCGUAACGUAACUAUGUACGAAUCAGCUAAACCUAUGGCACUUUUAUAUCAACCAUUAACUUAUUAUGAUGAUACAUUUGUAUUACAAGAAUAUUUUAUACCAGAACAAAACUUUCAACAAUGGUAUGAAAAACUAAAAGAUAUUCUUAAACGCAAAUAUGAAUAUGUUUACUUGUUAAAUUUAACAAUACGUUUUGUAAAAAGAGAUCAAUUAACAUUUCUUUCCUAUACAAAACGACAUGAUUCAUAUGCAUUUGUUUUUUAUUUUCGUAUCAAACGAAAUGAACUUGGUGAUAAUGAAGUAAAAAGUAUUCAUCAAACAUUGAUUCAAUUGGCUUUUCAAUGUCAAGGAACAUUCUAUCUUCCCUAUCGGCAACAUUAUACGUAUCAGCAAAUUCUUCAAGCGUAUCCAAUGUUUGAAGAAUUUCUUGAGAAAAAAACUUCAUAUGAUUCAAUUGGAUUAUUUUCAAACGAUUGGUAUGAAUAUUAUCGACCGAAAAGUACUGUUUCAAUUAUGGUAAAUCAAAUUAAUGAAGUUGAAUUAAUAACAAAUAAAUUUAGCAUUGUUGAACAACGUCGAACGAACUCAUUUCAUAAGGUUAUUUCUAAUGAGUAUUUAAGAGAAAAAUUCAGAAAAUUUCUUCAAACAGUUUUCAAUGUUGAACCUGUUCAUGUCAUUUUUAAUUAUGUCAAUCGAGCUGUUAGAAAUCCAAAUAACAGAAAUGAUGAUGAUAUCUAUUUGGAAGUGCAAAAUGCUUUAAAAACAAGACAAUUUGCUUUGAUACGAAAAAUAUUUGCAACACUUAAACAAUUUCGACAACUGAGAUGUCAAAUUAACGAUAUGUUAAGACAACAAAUUACAAUUUUCAAACAUUUAGGAUAUUGUGGAAAGAUUCGGGAUAUAGUCAGUAUUGGCGAUGGUGGUCGAUGUAUUAAUGAACUACGUCAAAUAUUAAAAAUAAAAGAUGGUCUUGUUUACAUUGUUAAUGAUCGUCAACGUUGGACGGAUAUCAUCGAACGGAGAACAUUAUUUCCUAUUGGCAGAUUUGUUCCUUGUAAUUUUUCAAAUCUAACCGAUGUUCCCAUUCCUAGCGAUUCGACUGAUCUUGUUGUUUGUUAUAUGGGUUUGCAUCAUUUACCACAGAAUCAACUUGAUAUAUUUUUAAAAGUGAUCUAUCGAAUUCUUCGUCCGAACGGUUUAUUUCUAUUUCGUGAACAUCAUGCAAAAGAAGAACUUAAACCAUUGUUAGACGUUGCUCAUAUGGUAUUUAAUGCCGUUACUGGUGUUGAUUGUGAAUCAGAGAGAAAAGAAAUACGAGCAUUUCGUACUAUUGAACAAUGGCGUUCUUGUGUGCGACAAACAGGCUUUCAAGAUACUUUUAUUUACGAUGAACAAGAAGAUGAUCCAACUGAUGACAUAAUGUUGACUUUUAGAAAACCCGAAACAGAAUGUAUCAAUACGAACGAUACGAAUGAGAUAAUUUCGAAUAAAACCUACACAAAAGUGUCUGCUUAUUUUGAAUCAAAUUAUUUUCGUCCCUGUGAAUGGUUAGUUGUUCGUAUACUCAUGGCAUUUGGAGCAUAUUUAAAUCAUACACCUUUUUAUUAUUUUCCUUUUAUGAAAUAUAUUUCAAUUUAUUGGUCAUUAAGUCUUACGGAAGCUGACUUUGCUAUAAGAAAAUAUGGCAUAAUAGCAGCACUAUUUAUAUCCCCUGCAUUUUUAAUGAGUAUUACUGUUGGUACGUUUUUAACUGUAGCAUUUUUGCAAUUAGAAUUUGUUUCAGCUAUUAUUCGAGCUAUACCUGCUGCUCAAUAUAAAGAUGAAUAUGAACAAUUAAUUAUUGAAAAAGUUGAUGAUCAUCAUGAAGAAUUUAAUUUUAAAGAAUCUAUUGAUGAAAGAAUUAAUGAUAUACAAAUGUUAAAAGAAAAUCAUCUAUAUGCUAUACAAGUACCAAGACAUCAUACAUUUACAUCGAUAUUAAAAAAAUUUGCUUUACAUUCAAUAAAAUUUAAUCUCAUAUCGAUAUCACAACAAAAUGAACAAAUUCAACUUGAAUUAGCAGUUAAUAAUAAUAAUGAGGAACGUCUAGUAUGGGUAAAGCAACGAUCAAAUAUGGAUAUUAUAUAUGAAUUUAAGAAUCCAGUGGAUCCAAAUCAAACACAUAUUAUUUUACGUGUUAAAAUAAGGAAUCUGUUUUCUUUUAUACGUGAAUGUACUCGAUUUGAAGCUGAUAAUUCAUUAACAAUCAUUCAAAUUUAUGAUCAUUUCUAUUAUUAA